Molecule: messenger RNA, 3242 nt
Organism: Bolinopsis microptera
Lineage: Eukaryota; Metazoa; Ctenophora; Tentaculata; Lobata; Bolinopsidae
Product: fizzy-related protein homolog
Exons: 10
Coding region: 77-1540 (487 amino acids)
Biological process (GO): anaphase-promoting complex-dependent catabolic process; positive regulation of ubiquitin protein ligase activity; positive regulation of anaphase-promoting complex-dependent catabolic process
Cellular component (GO): anaphase-promoting complex
Molecular function (GO): anaphase-promoting complex binding; ubiquitin ligase activator activity; protein binding
Source: RefSeq, a predicted model, not a curated record
CAACACUACAAAUCUAUUACAUUUAUUGAGAUGACACUCACCAUGGCAACAAUGUGUAAUUGAUUGCUGUCGAGAAAUGGAGAGUGGGGCAACUAGCCCAAUUCACACAGAGUGCAAAACAGCGAGCACACCAGAGCCUCAAACACCAACCAAAAACCGGAAAAACAAAGGAAACGGUUAUUAUUCACCCCACCUGAGACAUUCUCUUGCUGGUGGCACUGGAUCACCAAGUAAGGAGAAAAGCUGCGACAGAUUUAUCCCCACACGAAAUGGAGCGAAAUGGGAAAACUCCUUCUCCCUGACACCAGAGACUCAAAGUGAGAACGGAGACGAGGGACGUGAACAGCACACAUACAGAUGCUUGUUACAGAACGAGUUAUUGGGAGCAGAUAUAGACGACAUAAGGUUGAGCAGUGAGGAUGGUGGUCUGCAGCGCACACCCCACAAGAGGAGACUGUUCCACUAUCAGUCCCCCAGCAGGGAGCCUCAGGACCAUGGCUACUCACUCUCCCCUGUCAGCAGAAAAAGUCAGAAGCUGUUGACCUCACCCAAGAAGUCCCUGCGCAAGAUUCCCAGAUUGCCCUACAAAGUGCUAGAUGCACCAGAACUGCAGGAUGAUUUCUAUCUGAACCUUGUUGACUGGAGCUACUCUAACGUGUUAACAGUGGGACUCAGUGCUAGUGUUUACCUAUGGAGUGCCUGUACUAGCCAGGUAACAAGACUGUGUGAUUUGUCAUGUGAAGGAGAUACAGUAACCAGUGUAGGAUGGUCAGAUAGGAGCAGCAACAUUCUAGCCGUGGGAACUAACAGGGGCUGUGUACAACUCUGGGAUACUCAGGCCCAGAAACGAACAGCAAUAUUCGAGUCUCACGAGUCCCGCGCGGGCGCGCUCGCUUGGAACGGGGAUCUGUUAUGUAGUGGCAGUAGAGACAGGUUCAUCAUCCAGCGAGACAUCAGGACUCCUCCACACCAGUUCAAGAAACUUACUGGACACAAACAGGAGGUGUGUGGGUUGAAGUGGUCUCCUGACAGGCAACAUCUUGCGAGUGGUGGUAACGAUAAUAAGCUAUUCGUCUGGAACCAAUCCAGCUUGUCCCCUGUUCAAAAAUACUCUGAUCACGUAGCAGCAGUUAAAGCAAUAGCAUGGUCCCCCCAUCAACACGGGCUAUUAGCUAGCGGAGGGGGCACUGCUGAUCAGUAUAUCAGAUUCUGGAACACUCUCACAGGGCAACCUCUCCAGUCAGUUCACACUGGCAGUCAGGUAUGUAACCUAGCUUGGUCUAAGACUACCCACGAGUUUGUCAGUACACACGGUUACUCUCAACACCAGAUCCUUGUCUGGAAAUACCCCUCGUUACAGCAGGUUGUGUGUUUAACCGGACACCACUGCCGAGUCCUCUACCUAGCCAUGUCCCCGGACGGACAGUCCAUAGUUACAGGUGCUGGCGACGAGACUCUCCGCUUUUGGAACGUUUUCAACAAGUCCAGACUUCAGAAAGAGUCCCGGUCAGCGCUCAACUUAUUCUCCAGUAUCCGUUGAAAUGGACUGGAAAUAGGGAUCUCCGGGGUUUCUUAGAUAUCUUGCGUUUGUGUAUAAAGUGAUGUGGUGUAUGACGUCAUAGAAGGCUUUGAUGACGUCAUUUUGAGGAUGCUCAGGUCUUAUAAUAGGAUUGUGACAGUUUAAGGAAAUUCGUUUAAUGUUCAGUGUUUUACAACUUAAGUCGUGUGUGUUAAUUGCAGAAUUUUGUCAAUCUAGCUGGCCAUUGUAACGGAGGUUCGACUAAAAAGUGUACAUCAUCAUCAAAAUCAUUAUUACAAUCACUUAAAAAUUAGUUGUACACGCUUAUGAACGACUUAUGUAUCUUCGGGCGAAGUCUCAGGUCGGAUCUUCGUUAUUUUGCGUUAAUCAAUCAUUGUUUUCGUUACAAAUUUGUGUUUUGUUAUAAUAUAUUAUUAAUAUAAUGAUAUAUUGUUUGCCGAACCAGGCAAUUUGAAGCUUUUUGAGAGUUAGAAAUAUUAUCAUGUGAUCAGUAAUAAUUAUAGAUAUUAUUCAGACUGGAAUUUAAAUUCAUUUGACUUCAUGGUGACACUUCCAUAUAAGGUCAUGUUACCAUGGUAACACUACCGAUAUAUGUAUAAGGUAAUGUUACCUUGGUUACGUCACCAUAUAAGGUCUUGUUACUAUUGUAGCACUACCUUAUAAGGAAAUGUUACCAUGUGACUCCAUCAUGUGAUUUCAGCUCAGAGCUCUUGUUCAUUUCGUGUUUGACGAUAGUUUAACAGUAAAUAACACCGUUAAGUUUCUAAAUUAGUUAGAUACCGGGAACUUAUUUACAUAAUUUCAACUGUUAUUAUAUUCUUCGCUGCAUUUGCUACUCUUUUAUUUUUCUACUGUAAAAAGUGAUGCUACUAAUCGUUGCUGUGGAUAUAGAUUUAAAUAGUUGGUAGAUCAACUUAGUUCAUUACAUCGGGUUUAGAUCAAUUGACUUGAGGAGAUUCUGAUAGAAAGUUCUAGUCCUCUUGAAGCUUCCACGCGUUAGAUACAUUAUGAUUAGAGUAAGUUUGAGGGGAAAGAUGAGUUAAUUAUAAUGAUAAAGUAGUAUAAUUUUGUACGAGUAAUUAAAUUGUAAAUAUAUAAUGUGCUAUUUAUUUACAUGAUGAUUGUGAUUUGAUACAGUUAAAUUAGAGACUGUGUAAAGGGGAACAUCUUCAAGUUUUGAUUAACAAUUAGUUAACGAUAUUGAUAUCAUAUUAUAGAAAGGACAUUAUUGUACGUUCACAUUGCUGAGUUUAACUUGCUUGUACUUAUUUCAAAUCUGAAUCCUCGCAUAUUAUCGCAUUUAAAAUGGCCGUUCUCAGUCAAUUUCGAGAUAUGGAAAUAAUUUUACAUUAUUUGCAGCUUUUCUAUCCUUCAGAGAUUUUACUAACUUUACUCUAACAGUAAUUAAUCUCGCUUUGGAAUUCGGAAAAUGUAAACUCACAUACCGGUUAUUUAUAGAACCGCCCAUCCUUUAAAAUCACACCAUAAAAUUAAUUAUAUAAAUUUGAAUUUUGGGGUAACUUAAUCAAUAAUGAAUGUACUUGUUAAACCAACCUAAUGUUUCUCUCUGUGUAUUAUGCAAUUUGAUCUGUGACAAUGUUGUGAAUUAUAUAAUAUAAUACCUCUCAAAUGUGAUUUCCUUGCCGUGCACACCUUCUCCAUUUUCAGAGGAGUGUGACAAUUUAUUUGUUAGUUUUUAAAA